Messenger RNA from Spodoptera litura, 1468 nucleotides. RefSeq lists its product as uncharacterized. The record is from RefSeq and is a predicted model, not a curated record. Lineage: Eukaryota; Metazoa; Arthropoda; Insecta; Lepidoptera; Noctuidae.
AUUUGAACUUUCUCCAAGCCACGAGGUGCACGGUAGAGGCGAAAGCCAAGUUCUAAAAAAAAAAAACAAAAAUGAAUUCCAAAAUCAUAAUUUUCUUCUGUGUCUGCUUCCUAGUGAUGUCUACAGUCUCAGCAUGGGACCUCUUCAAAGAAAUUGAAGGAGUUGGCCAAAGAGUUCGUGAUGCUGUCAUCAGUGCAGGACCAGCAGUAGACGUUCUAGUGAAAGCUAAACACCUAGCUGGAGGGUCCAGCGAAGAAGAUUAGAAAGUCAUCAUUGUGAAACUACCCUGAUGAGAAUAUUGUUUAAGAAAAUUAUACCAAAUGUUUAAUUGUAUACGGUCGAGUUUUGUACAUAAGCAUAUCAUAUUAGAAUGUAACUGCAUUUAAUAUUUUUUAUGUUCAUUCUUUCAGUAUUUUUAUAUAAAUCAUUUCAUUAAACAUCAUGUAUUAAGCUCAUUUGUGGAUUUUAUUACAUCUAUAACAAUAACUGCCGUUGACAGUCCACUGCUGGAGUACUGUUAGUUGGCUUUCUCCACAUAAAAGUGUUUGCUAAGAAUUUUUAGAGAGCGCUACUGCUCGAUCCCCUAGUCUGCUUUUACGCAGCAAUUCACCGAGGGAAGUAGAAACUAUCGCUGUUUUUCUCCUCUUAUAAUAUUUUCUUGUUCAUUUCGUCGGAAUCGAGAAGUUAUUAGUUGUUCAUGUCCCUGAGACCGGCGCAUCUUCAGUGUUGCGGUGUUUUCAUGGCUGUAUCUAGUGUAGAUCCUGGCUUACAGGAGUUGCUGCGGUUUUGGGAGGUUGUGUCGGGCUUGUCCCAUAAAAUAGUCUACUAUUAUAACACCCAUAGGAAGAAUAGGAAUGGAAACAAAUGUCUACUCAAUCAGCAGAAAAAUACAUUUCUAACAAAAAAAACUUACCGUUAUCUUGAAACAAAUUUUAAUUAUACCGGAACGCUUACGAUUACAAUUUUCUACUUAUAUAGUUUUACGAUCUUAGGUUUCAGAGCCAAAUAUCAACAAAAUUGGUUCUUGAAAGAACACUCGGUUUCGACGUGUACUGUAUAAUGUUUUAUUACACAACGAUUUUAUUUUUACUGCUAUUAAUGGCAGAUUCAUUAAAUGCACAAGCCAACUAUGUGAAUGCCAGUCACCCGAGACCAUGGAAGGUGUUGUACUAUCCAAAGAAAACUGUUUUCAAAAAAGCUGACCUCAUUGAUAAAGGAUGCGUGGUUUUCCUGAAGAUGUGUCCUAGGUUUUAUAAACGUAAUGUGGUCUGCGCUCGUCACUACGACGGACAAUACAAAACCUUUGAUAACUACUGCGAAAUGGAAUAUGAAAAUUGCAACAGUUGGAGACAAUGGAGUUUGAUCAAACAUACGAGAUGUUAAUAGAAUAAGCGCCGGUUUCAGCACCUCUAUAUAAGUACCUGAUAAACUUAUGUGACAGAUAGUUCAUACAAAUUACGUUCUUAAU